Entamoeba nuttalli P19 is the source of this 1749-nucleotide messenger RNA. RefSeq names its product serine/threonine-protein kinase, putative. The record is from RefSeq and is a predicted model, not a curated record. Gene Ontology annotation, biological process: protein phosphorylation. The transcript has a single exon. Bases 1 to 1749 code for a protein of 582 amino acids. Gene Ontology annotation, molecular function: ATP binding; protein kinase activity. NCBI's taxonomy places the organism in Eukaryota, Evosea, Mastigamoebida, Endamoebidae.
AUGUCUCUUCCUAAUCACCGCGAAGUACCUUCAGAAUUUAUUAAUGAAAUUGUGUAUUAUGCCUGUGUUGGGGGACAUAUAAAUGAAAUGGUUCCAUCUAUUUUAUUAUUUAGUUUUGGAGAUAGAACAGUUACUGUCUAUCCAGAAUCUUCUUUCUAUACACCAGACGGACCAACAUCAGAAGAAUUUUUCUUUUCUUCUUUUGAUUGUGCAUCAGUUGUUGAUAGUCAAGACAUAAAAAUGAUUAAAAUUGAAUUUUAUACAACAAGAAAUUUAUUUAUUCGAACAAAUAAUAUAAGUGAUCAUAAUGCGUUAUUGACAAUAUUUAGAACUAUCACAAGAAAUAUUCGGACUUUAUUCAGAAAAGAUUUUUUAGCUUUAGACUGGCAAGAAAAAAUUAAAACUUUUAAUUGUACUUUCAGAGGAAAAACUGAUCCUUUAGAAUUUACUAUUUAUAAUGGAAUUAUAACAAUUUCUUAUAAAAAAUCAAAAAUUCCUUGUAUUGUUAUUCCAAUGGAUUCUACUGUUACUAUUUCUCGUAGAAAUUCUUUACAUAUAACUUCUACUUUAAGAAAAGUAUUUCUUUCACUUUCUUUAGAUGAUUUAAAUGAAUCAAUUUCAUUAUUAGCAAAUUGUAGACAUAGAAUUGUUCCACCUCCUAAAAUUAUUACAGACACACAAGCUGGUAGAUUAUCAGAAUUAUUAAGUUAUGCACAACAAUUAGUAGAAGAAGAUGGGUUAUAUCCAGAAGAAUGUCUUGAACAUUUUGAUGAACUUUGUGAGGUUUUAAAAUACAUUGGAAAAAAGAAAUAUGCAACAAAACAACAAAAAAUAUUAGUGACUGAAAAAUUAAUAAAAAAAGAAAAAGAUGAAACAACUCCAGAAUUUAAAGAAGAUGAUUUAAUGCAAUAUGUUUCUCAAACUAAUCCUUUCGUAGAAGUAAGAAGACUUGAGUCAAUUGGUAAAGGUGGAUUUGGUGAAGUUUUUAGAGCACAAAGAAAAUCUGAUGGUACUGUUCUUGCACUAAAAAUAUUAAAACAUACAGUGAAAGAAAGGUAUUCAAAAUUAGGACAAGAAAUUGCACGAAUGGCAUUAUGGAAACAUGAGUUUUUAAUACAAAUUGAUAAAUGUUAUUUAUUUGACAAUAGGGUUUAUAUUACAAUGCCAUAUUGUAAUUGUGGAAGUAUUAAACAAGUAGUUAAAGAUAAAAGUCAUGUAUUUACAUUAUGUGAUGUUUCAUAUGUUAUUCAAUGUUUAUUAAUGGCACUUGAAUAUAUUCAUUCUCAAGGGUUUAUUCAUAGAGAUAUUAAACCUGCAAACAUAUUAAUGAUGGAUGAUGGAGGAGUGAAGUUAAUUGAUUUUGGACUAGUUGUACGUAAGUCAUUAAAUCCUCAUACUCGUUCUGGUUCAAAGCAAUAUAUGGCACCAGAAGUUGUAUUACAAAAAGUUUAUGAUGAAAAAGCAGAUAUUUGGAGUGUAGGAUGUGUUGCUCAAGAAUUAGCUGAAGGUAAAAGUCCAUAUCGAGAAGAUGGUAUUGUUAAAUUAUUAUUUAGAACUGUUACUAAUGGAGCUAUGGGUUUAAGAAGAAUUAAGUAUUGGGAUAAUAUAUUUGUAGACUUUGUAGAACAAUGUUUUAUUUAUAAUCCAGAAAAGAGGUGGUCUGCAACCCAACUUUUGAAACAUCCAUUUAUUGAGUGGGCACCAACAAGUUAUUUCUACAAAAAAUAUCAUCAUAUUGAGAAUAAUUAA